AAUAUUUUUAGUAAUGAAAUCAAAUGCCACGAAGAGAGUCUAGAUCAAAACUGUAUUCGAGACUACAUCGACUCUUUUUUGAUUGAAAUGAAGGAUCGUCAAAAGGAAAAUAACGUUUCGUCUUUCACAUACAGUAUGUUAAAUGGAAAUGUUCAGGCUCUGUUUGGUGCUGGAAGCGGAACUGUGAGGAUAACAAUUGAAUGGUGUCUUUUAACGAUGGCCGCCUAUACCACAGAAGACACAAGUGUUCAAGGGUAUAACAUUCCUAAAGGAACAUUCGUCUUGACAAACAUUUGGGCUGUUCAUCACGACCACAGGUACUGGAAGAACCCUGAUACUUUCUUUCCAGAACAUUUUCUUAGCCAGGAUGGCACCACAAUGAAAAAACCUGAAUAUUUCAUUCCAUUCUCUAUUGGUAAACGCUCUUGUCCUGGGGAAACAUUAGGCCUAAUAGAAGUGUUUCUGUACUUCACGUCGAUUCUUCAGCGUUUCACCGUGGCUCUACCUGAUGGCGAGAAACCAAAUUUUGAUGGGACUUGCGAGCUAACGUGGGAAGCCAAGUUUCACCAUCUUCGACUUCUUCCGCGUAACUAAUUUAGACGGCAGUUAUUCCUUCAAAGAUAUAGUUGCCAAUAUAAUGAACAGAAAAAGCGAGGGAAAAUGAUCCCAACUUUGAUAAAAUAUUUCUGCUGUAGACGAAAUUCUUGAAAAAAUAUGAAUUAAAGUUUCUAUCGAGAUUAUAAAAUGAUUUAA
Limulus polyphemus (Atlantic horseshoe crab) is the source of this 753-nucleotide messenger RNA. RefSeq names its product cytochrome P450 2U1-like. The record is from RefSeq and is a predicted model, not a curated record. Lineage: Eukaryota; Metazoa; Arthropoda; Merostomata; Xiphosura; Limulidae. The transcript has 4 exons. The annotation marks the transcript as partial. Gene Ontology annotation, molecular function: heme binding; oxidoreductase activity, acting on paired donors, with incorporation or reduction of molecular oxygen; iron ion binding.